This is a messenger RNA of Triplophysa dalaica, 1509 nucleotides long. Its product is annotated as HERV-H LTR-associating protein 1. The record is from RefSeq and is a predicted model, not a curated record. The transcript is spliced from 14 exons. The coding region runs from base 1 to 1434 and encodes 477 amino acids. NCBI's taxonomy places the organism in Eukaryota, Metazoa, Chordata, Actinopteri, Cypriniformes, Nemacheilidae.
AUGGCUAAACUCAAACCCUGGAUCAGCAUCAGAUUUUGUGUUGGCAUAGUAACUCUGUUCUUUAUUUAUGUACAAGUUUCCAGACAAAACAAGCUGAAACACACAGAAAAACGUGAGCUGCUGACUUCUACAGAGAUUCCAGCUGAACACAUUGACCCUACUUCCAUAGAUCUUACUGCACUAGUCAACACACUCAUCAAUGCUUCACAACCAGACUCACAGAAUCUUUUCUCCAUACUGAGUGUGACAUCACACAGUUCCCUCUCUCUCCACAAACUCACGCUACUGGUCUACAACAUCUCAAACUUUCAGGACAUUGAGACCAGUUUGUUUUCCUCAAAAUACUGUUACUGUCUGACAAACAGUACCAAUGACCUCACAGAUUUCACAGCUGUUCUCUUUGAUGUGUUGGGAAAUUCUACUAGUUACCUGCAAGAGUUGUUUAAAUCUAACUCCAUCCUCUCUGUCAGUCAGAAGAACAGCUCUGACUGCAUCUACAUCUGUGUCAUGGCUGGAAAGACAGACAGUGAUCUCUCUCAGCUGUGGGACUUGGACUCAGUCACACCUCUGUUUAACCAAACCAUCACAGAAGAUAGAUCCAGAGCUAAUAUCACAUUUCCACUGGUCCCUUUUGUGUGGCACGACCUUCCAAACAACAGUGAACUGGUCCUAUGGCAUAAACCCAGUACAGAUUCUCAUUCGACCAUUGUAACAACCAGCAAUACAGAAUCAAAAACAACCGUGCCACACACUAGGGCUAUGGCAUCAUCAUCUUCUACUGCACCCAGUGUAGCUCCAUCAACCACGGCAACUGCUGAUAUUGUGCCAACCACUCCAACUGUUUCUAUGCCAACAUCUUCUUUAAUGACAACCACACUUACUAGUGAUCUCACAACAAACCUGGCAACUACUGUCGUGACCCAGACCAAAGCUGACACCAUAGCCACACUGCCUAAAACAUUGCCUGUGCAAAUCCUACAACCUGUUGUUACCACGGUAACAACACCCACCGUCGUUCCCAUGGCGACAGCAUCCCAUACUGUACCUCUGCCAAGUCAAAGAAGAACAACACCGACGAGCAACCUGCAAGUGUCUUACACAGAAAAGCCAGGAUGCCCAUGGAGAAAAGAGUUCAUUGAUAAAGAAGGUGAGAAUGCGGUCCUGACAGAGACCUACAAGGAGGAGCUGAGCUGGGCCACGGUGACCAUCAGCUCAGUGAAGCUUCAGCCUUGUGUGUUUGAGCUGUGCAAGUUUUACUCUCAGUGUGUGUGCAGAGGAUACAGCCAUAGAGCCACGGCAUCUCAGAGGUACUGUGUGGACAGCCAUCGCUGGUAUGAGAAACACACAGCAGAAGUCUGCAGUCGUGUGAGGAGAGUCACUUUUUCUAAAAAUCUGAAGCAGAAGUGUCUUUCAAGAAUGUGUGUGAAGAUGUGAGAAGAGAACCGGCAACAGACAUCUAAACCAUCUAAACUUAAUGUGUGAGCGUGUGUGUGUGUGUGUGUGUGUGAG